AUGAAUUGGGAUUCUCGUAUUUAUGUGAUGAUGAUAUUUUUGUCAAUUCAUUUGGGUUUGCUUGUUUUUUCUUUUAUUUUCAAAAAAUAUAUUAAAAGAUUUUCAUUAACAAUGCCAAAAGCUCCAAAGACAUCCAAGGCAAAGAAGAUUUAAAAGAAAGUAGCAGAUAGAAAGAAGAACCCACUCUUUGUUAAAGAGGCCAAAAACUUCAGAAUUGGAAAUGAUGUCCAACCAAAGAGAGAUUUAUCAAGAUAUGUCAGAUGGCCUCGUUACAUUCUUUUACACAGAUAAAAAAAGAUCUUAUUGCAAAGAAUCAAAGUGCCAGCAGCCAUUCAUUAAUUCAGCAAAACACUCGACAAAAAUCAAAGUUCAAAGGUCUAUGCUCUUUUGAAGAAAUAUGCCCCAGAAACCAAAACCGAAAAGAAAUAAAGAUUAGUCAAGGCUGCUGAAUCCAAGGCAUAAAACUAGAAGACAGAUAGCAAGAAAGUGACAGUCCUCAAAUUCGGAUUGAAUCAUGUUACUACUUUGGUUGAAACAAAGAAAGCCAAAUUGGUUUUGAUUGCUUAUGAUGUCGAUCCAAUCGAAUUAGUUGUUUGGCUCCCAUAAUUAUGUAGACGUUAAGAAGUCCCAUUUGCCUUUGUUAAAAACAAGGCCAGAUUGGGAGCAUUGGUCCACUAAAAGACUGCAACUUGCGUAGCAUUGACCGAUGUCAGAAAGGAAGACUAAGCAGAAUUCGACAACUUGGCUCGUGAUUUGAGAUAACACUAUAAUGAAAAUCAUGAAUUAUUGAGAACUAUCGGAGGUGGUUAAGUAGGAAUUAAAUCAAGACAUCAAUAAGAAGCUAUAAAGAAGGCAUUUGAAUUGGAAGAACUUAAGAAGACAAGUUAAUGAUCAAACAUAUCAAAAUAUAAUAUAAAAUAAGAGAAUUGUAAAUAACUAUUUCUAA
Paramecium tetraurelia is the source of this 946-nucleotide messenger RNA. RefSeq lists its product as uncharacterized. The record is from RefSeq and is a predicted model, not a curated record. Gene Ontology annotation, biological process: ribosome biogenesis. Gene Ontology annotation, cellular component: ribonucleoprotein complex. Lineage: Eukaryota; Ciliophora; Oligohymenophorea; Peniculida; Parameciidae. The transcript has 6 exons.